Molecule: messenger RNA, 9061 nt
Organism: Mizuhopecten yessoensis (Yesso scallop)
Lineage: Eukaryota; Metazoa; Mollusca; Bivalvia; Pectinida; Pectinidae
Product: rabenosyn-5-like
Exons: 10
Coding region: 222-1757 (511 amino acids)
Molecular function (GO): metal ion binding
Source: RefSeq, a predicted model, not a curated record
UUCCGCUGAAAUUGACAGGGGAUUCGGGGAUUCACUUGAUCGCCGUAGUGACAUCUGUAUAAGGCGUCUAUUGUAAUGUUUUCCUGUUUAUCUCACUGAAAGUGGUACCUGCCGUGACCAUGCAGCCCUUGUUUAAAGUACUGGGUAAAUGCUUGACAAAGGGAUCCCUGAACUUUGGUUGUAAAUAGUCUUCGGGCCCUUUUGAGUUAGUGAGGAUUGAGAUGGCGACAGCUGCAGAGGUCAGAGAGGGCUUCCUCUGCCCCAUGUGUAUGAAAGACCUGGGUACUAUCACACAACUCCAAGGACAUUUCGAAGAGGAGCACUCAGCCGAGGACAAAGAUGUUCUUCAACAGCUCAGAGGCCUAUUUGGGAAAACCAUAAAGAAGAUAUUAGGCGACAAGGAUACCCCAAGUAAUGCAGAAACUGCCAAUACAAAUUCAGACAACGGCCAUCAGAGCUACAUUCCUGCUCCUAGUGUGGCAGGGUAUGACCCAUCCCUGUGGGAUCCCCAGGAACCAGGACACACACGGUCCUGGACGGACACAUUUAAGACAGUGCGAGGGAACAGAGUGGAUAGGUUUGUGGUGGAGACCAAUAAACUCAUCAUCAGACUAGAUAAACUUACCGGCCAAGAAUCACCAGCAGAUCCCGGUAAACGUAAAGCUUACGAACGUGCCCUUGUACCCUGGUUACCAGACAAGAUGAUCCCAUCAUGUCCGACUUGUGGUCGGUCAUUUGGUCUCACCAGGCGGCGCCACCAUUGCAGACUCUGCGGAGACAUCAUGUGUGACAAGUGUUCUCAUUUCAUGCCAUACACAUUUGCCAAGAAACUGACCGACCCAGCCUUCCAGACUGGUGGUGAGGUGGGAUUCCUCAAGCGUAGUGGCAGUAAUACUAGUCUUAAUUCCCUCAUGGGUAUGGACGGGGACCCACAUAUACGAACAUGUGAGAACUGUCGCAAACUGCUGGAGAGGCGUGACCAACAGAUGGAGCAGAGGAACACACAACCACCAAUUGUUCUCCUGUAUCAGAGAAUGAGCCAGUACAUCAAGGAUUCUAAUGACUUACUCUUGGAGUACAUGCCUAUGGUAGAGUCGCUUGGUAACGGAGAAUCCACCCAUAGUCUGAGGUCGGCACAACAGCUGAGAACCAAAAUCCUCAAAACUUACGAAUUAAUUGAUGGUCUUAGCAAAAGAAUUCUGCAGCUUGGAAUGAACACUGAGCAAGGACCCACAGCCAAGCAGGCCCAACUUCAAAAGGCCAUAAGGAUACGAGCCAGUAAUGUGAUGCAGGAGAAUGUGAUUGGCCUACAGGCCUUACCAACUGAAGAACAGUAUGCCGUUUUACAGGAGCGGCGGAAACAGCAGGUGCAGAGACGUAUCGCACUGGAACGUCAGGCCACCCUGGAGGCACAGGAACGGGAAAUGAAACAACGAGAGCAACGUGAACAGAAGGAGCUACCAGCCAAACCUGCUGCAGGGAGUACAGGUGUGAGACCAGGGGGGCCUGCCAGUGUGAAGGUGAAACAAGGGGAAGAACGGGAGAGGAGUGGUUCAAAGAUUUUGUCUGGCUGGAUUCCUUCUGAGGCCACCAUUAACUUCAAUGACAAAGAUGACCCCAUGAUACAGCAGAUGAACAUCAUCAGGGGCUAUAUCAAACAGGCCAAGCAGGCCCAGAAAUUAGACGAGGUCACAAUGCUGGAACAAAACCUCAAGGAGCUUAGUCAGGAGUAUCUACGACAACAAAAUCAGUCCUAGUGGUGUCCAAGGCACGUAACAACAGAGUGUCACCAUGGCAACAGAUACAACAUCAGACUCAGCCAUGUUAACAAUCAGUAUAAGUGAUGUGUUGUCAUAGCAACAAAUAAACUGUAAACCAGACAUAGCUGUGGUAACAGUAUCGGUCCUAGUGAUGUGUCACCAUGGCAACAGAUAUAAGAUCAGACAUAGCUAUGUUAACGAUCAGUAUCAGUGAUGUGUUGGCAUGGCUACAGAUACACCUGUAAAUCAGAUGUAGGUCUGGAAACAGUGUCAGCCUUCAUGCUAUGUUGUCAUGGCAACAGAUACAACUGUAUGUGUGACCUAGCUGUGGUAACAGGAUCAGUCCUAGUGGUCUCAACUUAUCCUGCUGUAAGUCAGUGUAAGAUAUGAGAUCGUCUCGAUCAACAAACCACAUGGCACCAGACAUUGAAGUUGUGAGCAGGCCUACCAACAAGGUAAACCUGUUCCACUGACUUCCCUGUGUCUUGUACAAAGUACAGCCUUUUAUCGUAGACCUGUUAGGCACUCUGACAUUUUAUAAACAUUUACCUAGUGGUUGGUAAUCUAUAACAUGUUAACUUUUCUCAUCAUAUGUAUGGGAGGAUUAACAUUCUAAGAUGCUACUGGUGACAUUCAACAUGUAUACAAACAGUUAAAAGUGUGUGGCGUGCUUAUCAUGUACAAUUGUUCAAUGUGAGAAAUAAUUUUACAGAAAAUUUCUUUUACAAUAUCGACAUGGGUUAUUCAAGGAAAUGUGCAAUAAUUUAUGUUUUGUUUUUUAUAAUUUAUGAUCAUGAAAUUGAUUUUAUGCAUUAAUUAAUAAAAAGAAAUUACACAACAAUAUAUAUAUCUAUGCUGGUCUCCAUUCGGUUGUGAAAAUCUUUUGGGGUUUUGGAGAAUUUUUGUCAUUUACAUCAUUUUCAAACUAUUCCAAGAUCUAUUAAAUAUUUGAUAGAUUCACAUUAUAAUAUGGACUGGAUUCAGGUCUUCUGGUUUUUUCUACACAAACCUAAAUAUGUGAUUGACAGAUAGGUCUUGUGUGUAAACUGUAGACAGUGAAAUAAGGCAGCAGAGCACACUUAGUAUUGUCCGAGGCACCGAAAUAUCAUACACUCCGAGUGUACAGCAGCAAUUAGCCAACAUAACAAGACACUUAAGUCAGUUUGUUCCAGUCUACCUAGCUGUGCAAAUGGGUUCCAUCUUCCUGGGAAGUAAUUAUGCUGCGAAAGAUUGGCACCCUGCUCGAGGUAGUCAUCGAUUCUAAAGUCACUUCAUGCCUUUUAAACCAGGAUUAGCUCCGACAUCUUCACUAGUGUGAGGUUACAGUCUGGUAUGAUCUGGUCUACAUUCUCUGAAGAGAAGGUAGACAGCAUCAUACUGGAUUGUAACCUAUGGGUAGCAGAAAUGUACUGUCAGCUGUAUGUACAUAAAGUCAGUCUUGUUUUCUUCCUUGUAACAUACAGAAUAUGAAAUAAUCAAUCUGCAUACUCAUCCCAUUUAAAAUUCCACAUGAAGUAAAAGUAGUCCUUUGAGCUAUUGAAUGACUGUAUUUAUCAUUGUAACCAUCACUGCUGAUUGUGAGAAUGUCUGUUCCCAGAACUGAUGGCUUUGUUAACAGUGUACAAGGUACUGGUGAUGUGUAUACUCAUGUUUUUUUAUAAGUGAUGGUUCGCUAUCAUGUUUUUCAGGCUCUGUACAUUGUUAGCUUUUUAAUCUUUAAAAGAUACCUGUACAUGUACAAGGUUUAUUGUUUGAUUAUAAUGUACAACAGUGUGUAAAAAAAUCAAAUAAUAGUGAGUGACAGAUGAAUACGGUGCAUAUUAAUUCAAUUAGUAAGAAAAUUAUAACGAGUUAAAUUAAAAAAGCCAAUUUAUACCAACAUUUUCUUAUCCUAUCAGGAAAGUAUUAUCUUACACAUGACUCCAUUUUUCAACCAAGGAAAGAAAACGCAGUUUCAUUAUGCCACUAUUGUAAUGUCAUUUCUGGUAAAAUGCUUACAUUAUAAUUCCAGGGAAAGACUGUGGCUUCAAGCCUUUCAGCGUGUAACCUUGCUUGUGAGAGCAAGAUUUCAGAGGUUAUCUUACACUGUACCCAAACCUUUGUUUGGGUGCCUACAUAGCCUUGGUCACUAUUUCUAAGUACCUCUACAUAAAAUUGAAUCUGGGACUGUAGAAAGAGAAAAAGGGAUUCUCUUGAAUGGAAACAGUAACAAGCUGCUAGAUGGUUUACACCCUUUGACAUCAGUGUACGAUAUUGAACAAUUUAUAUGCUUCCAAUUUUUAUGUUACAUGUAGUAUUUGUUAAAUACUAUGGCCAUGUUUGACUACACAAAUUGAGAGUUGUGAAAUGUAAAAACGGGCCAUGUGGUAUAAAAUAAUGGAGAGGUACAAACAGUUGGUCUGUAGUUUGUACAUAUACCGGUAGAUAUCUGUAUGCAAAAUUUAAUAUUGUGUAUUUUCUUUGAGAACUAAUAUGUACAUGUAUUUAUCAUUCCGAAAUGUCCAUGCACAUUUUUUUUUCUAUUUUGUUUUUCACGCAAUUAUGUACAGUUGACAAUCACUUACUUGAAACAGAAAUACUUUGUUAUUGUUCUUAUAGUCUAGACGAAUAAUAUUAUUGAUUUCUAAAGAAAAACUUAGGUAGAAAAAUUGUGUUCUAGUUUUAAAAUAGUUUUAAAAUAGAAUCUGGUGUGUUAUGUGUCAGUUCAAGAAAAAAUCAUAGGGGCAUGGCACAGUUCCCUUCCAUGAUUCACAUAUGGGUUUAAGACAUAUAUAGACCUCGGGAUGGGGUCGACCUAUGCCAUGCCCCUGUGGGCAAAGUGUACAUUUUGUAUGUAAAUUCACUGUAUGCUGUAUUUGAGUAACUAGUUUGUGAAGAUGGGAGUAUGCCGAGAGCUGAGUAACAAGUUUGUGAAGAUGGGAGUAUGCCGAGAGCUGAGUAACUAGUUUGUGAAGAUGGGAGUAUGCCGAGAGCUAUACCCACCUUUUGUACAGAAACAAAGUGUUGACAUUUGUUAUUGUGAUAAUAAGUGAAAUACUGCCAUGUCUUUCAUUGCUUGUCCUGUAGAAGUGAAGGCCAAGGUUUGCUUUGUGCUCUAAUAACAAAUAAAUUUUAAAAGUUGAAUUAAAUUGAAAAAAAAACUGAAGGAACUUUAGACAUGAAAAAAACGAAGUUAAAAAAAUAAGAAUAAAGAAAAACAUUCAUAAUCAAAACUUUCUGGUUUUGCAUAUGCAAAUAAAAAACCCAGUGAUAAAUAAAUUGAAAUAUUGGUGUCACAUUUGAUUGGACAACACGAGUAUUGACAAAAAAUGUCUAAAACAUAAUUUUCACAGUAACUUAAUAUUGCCCCUGAAUGCAGUUGUCUAGAAGAUGAUCUUAUGAACAGUUAAGAGCCAUUGUCAGUAUUUAUAUAUUUUUUUUUAAUUUCUGAGGUUAAUAUAGAUACUUAGUUUCCUAUAGUACUUGUAUCGACCUGCAAUACAUACCAUACCUGUGAAGUAAGUGCUACUUUUUUGCUAACCUAUAAUAUCUAUGUUAAAAUAAACACAAUUUCACAGGAAUUGCUAAGAGAAAAUGUCAAUACAUUUGUAUAAGUCAAGAAGUUCAAACAAUGCUAAGCUUGCCAGAAAUUUACUAUGUCACUUUGUAAAAUGAGAGAAAACAGGGAUAUAUAUUUGGGAUUUUUUCCCCUGUGUGAUUCUGUGCACUGAAAUAUACCACUGCCAAUAUUGUACCACCAAUGUGCAGUAAAGCAAUGAUUGAAAAGGGCUGAAAAAUAGUGUUUUAAAUAAAGAAAAUAUCUUUAUCCAUUGCUACUUUUCUAAAAUUUCACACAAUCACAGUAGGUGCAUUUGUAUAUUCAUAUCUUGCAUUUUUUUUCUUUUAAAAUAUUACUUAAAAUAUAUGUUAAAUAUUUAUUGAUUUUUUCCCCAAAUCUUUUGGUAGAUAUAUAUCGUGACCUGAGCUGUUACUGUGAACAACCAUUGUCUGUGAAUGAUAAAUUUAAGUACAUUUCCCUUUUACUGAUUCUAACUGCCAAUUGUAUUGAAAUUAAGAGUAGAGCUAGUUCAAUAUGUUAAAUUUACCGAAACAGAAAGGCAUGAAAGUGUGUCAUUCACAGACACUCGGUUCAUCUACAGUAACUAAUCAGGGGCUUGUUCGUUUAUGUGGAACAAACAGUUUGCCUGUAUUUAAAUGAAACAUUUAAGCCUUGUAAGGCUUUGUCAGGCUCGCCUGAAAGCAGCAUCAUAUUACUAGACCCGACCUUAUUUCAUAAACAAACAACUACGGUCCAACCAGGUCAGCCGUUUGGAAUUGGGAUAAACGAAAACGGCCCAAGUCUCAGCAUGUCAUUCCCUCUCGUGUGUUGCCGAAUGAAGAAGAAAUGCAUGGUUUUAAUUAGAUGUUAGGUAUACAUGUAUGAUUAUUCAUACAUUGUAUCACAGUAAAAUGGAAGAUUUUAGGCAUUUUUUGAAAAUUAUAUGUAUAAGUCAGUAUAGAAAAUACAUACUUGUACUUGAGAAUGUAUUGACACAAUUUCAUGAACUUUAUUUACAAACACCAAUCAUAACAUUUUAAGAAGACUAAAAAGUGUACUUUUCUUGUUCAUUUACUGUAAAAAUAGUGUGUAGCAUGAAAAUAAGACAAGAAGUAAUCAACAUUUACUACAAAAAAGUAUUAUAAAAAUUAUCUUAGCUUUUGAGUUUGUACUGAAAUUUAGAGUAGAGUAAAUGUAAAAGUCAGUCUCCAAAAAUCAUGUUCUUUCUUUGUUAGAAUACAUAGUAAUUUGCACAAUAUAUCUUAUUAUGACCAGAUAGUUGUUGUAUGUUUCAUUUGUUUUUGUUAACAUUAUAAUAUAUAUUUUAAUUGUUUUGAUUUCAUAGUUUUAUUUGAUUCUCCUUUAAUCCCAUACGUUUUUUGUUAAUGUCAUUGUGGCAUUAUGUAUUGACGAUUCCUAUCAUUCCUAGUGAAGAGUUACCUCCCCUUCUAGAACUUCAGCCUGACUUGGGGCAGUGUAAGAGGACCUGGCAUUGUCACUUUGUGUUGAGACUGAGUGACGGUCAUGUGAAACUGUUGAAUUGUGAUAUCAGUGAUAAAAAAAUGUCGUGAAUGUUUGCUUUAUUUAUUAAUUGAUGAAAUUAUCCAAUUAGCUAGCUAUGCAUUAGACAGUCAAAUCCUUUCAGAAAUUCAGAUAUAAUAUUGUACAAUUAAGCACCAUAAAUCCAGCCACCAUUGUUUCAGUUGUAUUGAAGCUUCAGAUUGCUGUAAUUCAUUUGUGUGUCACAAGUAAUCUCAUGUUAUUACAGUGGAUUCUAAGAUAUUUUCGAUCAUGAAGAUAUAUAUAAACACAUAAAUGAACUGAAGUGAUUUUCAAAAUAUGCGAGAAAAGAAGUUUUUUGAAAAAGAGUAAUAAACGUUAUAUACCUGUAUAUGUUGCUUAUUUGUAAUUCCUUAGACGACAAAUCAUUGCAGAGUUUGAUUUGUUCCGAUACUCUCAUGAUACCUCAGAUGCUAGUCAUAUGUUGUAUUAAUUAGUUACCUGUGAAUCUGUGUUUCAGGUGUUUUCCCCUUUUAACCUGUUUGUACAGAAACAUGAUUCCUCCGUUUGUGCACGUUAGAGACAUGUAUUGUGUAUGUUUAUAAUAGAGAUAAUCUUUUUCGCCUACCAAGGCUCUAGUAACUGUAAAGGAGAUAUCUGUUUUGGAAUAGAUUUCAUUGAUUAGUAAAGGUGAACCGAAAUUUGAAUUAUUAUAAUUAAAAGAUAUUAUGUGCCAAAAAAUAGUUCUGCUGAAUUAGUUCUUUCUUUGUUUGCAACAUUAAAAGGAUAUAAAUUGUAGUCAGAUGUUUUUUCUGAAAAUGCGUUCGGGUAAUGAUUUUGAUUUGGCCAUCUAUGACAGGAUUUAUUAUUGUAUGGCUUUGACGGGCUGGCUGGGUGUCCACAACAUUUUUAUCAAACAUAACCUCCUUCAUUCUUUUUGACCUGUGUUCACCAAACUUUGCUAUAUUUUUGAAUCUUGGAAAGGCUUUUUGUUGCAAUCUCAAACCGUGUCUCGUGCCCUAUUAUAAACAGAGUUAAGGCCCUUCGCUCGUUUUGUUAACAUAGUUGGUUCAGAGAAUAUCUUCCUUGUCAUGUCACAUGUAUACAUACAUAUUUGUAGAAAGCAGAAUGUCACUUUUUGGAGUGGCACUUACUGAAACGAGAUAGUCUGCCCAAACAAUAAAGAUCAUUUUAUUAUUUAUUCAUUUUAUACCAAUGUUUGUCCAGAGCAUAACUUCCUUACACUUUUACCUACAUUGACCAACUUGCCAGACAGAGGUAACUUGGUGAGGGGAAGUGUUUCAUGCUGAUUUGGGUCCAAUGUGCCCCAGUAUAUAUUGAUACCUAAGUUUGUCUAUAGAGCAUAAUUUUCUUACUGUGUCACCUGUGAUCACCAACAUACUUAUGGUGGUGGCAGGAGCAGAAUUUCACACAUUAAGUCACAUCUCAUGAAGUACAUAUAGAGUUAUGCCCCUUUAUGAUUUUAUAUGAAAAUUUGUCAGAUUAUUAUCUUCAGAUUUUCUUUGGAACAAGUUUACAUAUGGGAAGGUGAAAUGUUUGAUGGUCAGUGUCAAAUGUGUGACACUCUCUGAUUAUUUUCUAUGUAGAUGUUUUUGUUUCGGUAUACGAUACAUGCUGUUAAUCCUUUAACAUGAUAGUCCAUAGUCAGAAUUUUUCACAUUUUUUUUUAAACCUCUUUCAUAUGUACAUUAUUGUGUCUUUUCAUCAGCCAUGUCUUUGUUAAAGCCUUAUGGUAAUUUCCAUAAUUGAAAAAAUAAUUUCACUGGAUCCAUUUGUAUGCAUAACUAUAUUUGCCAGAUACAAAAUUUACAACAAUAUUAAAAAAAUAAUAGCCAUCUGUAGUUCUGACUAUAGUUAUAAGCAAGCACUAACAUAUAUAGAGUCUGAGGAGUUUUGCAAGGUGAAGGCCUCCAUAUUAAGCUAUGUUUGAUUAAAAAGCCUAAUCUGUUUUUGGGGUGUUAUCAAGCAGCUCUGUCCUUAACUCAUUCAACCCUGAAGACACAUUUGAACUCUUCCAAUUCAAAGGUAGGAAUUGUUCAUUAUGAAAUUUCAGGGGUGAAUGAGUUAGGGAUCACCAACUCUCUUUCUUGUAAAGAAGUGUAUAGUACCAUCACUGUCAGAAAUGUGUGUGUGUAAAUCUUAUCAAGUAAAAUGUAAAAAAUCGGCACUGUCCUCAUCAUAUGAAGUUCCUCAUUAAAAAUCUACAACCAAACAGUUUUAGAAAAUAAACUUUUUAAGAAAA